Messenger RNA from Lacerta agilis (Sand lizard), 1176 nucleotides. It is a transcript of the gene ENPP5, whose product is annotated as ectonucleotide pyrophosphatase/phosphodiesterase family member 5. The record is from RefSeq and is a predicted model, not a curated record. NCBI's taxonomy places the organism in Eukaryota, Metazoa, Chordata, Lepidosauria, Squamata, Lacertidae.
AUGGACGGACGGAGCUUUUCCCGGGGAAGAGGCUCGUCCCGUGUGGAUCAGGGCCCAAGGCCGAGGGCGCCUCCUCCCUGGGGCCGGGAGCAUGGAGGCCGACCUCCGAGGCCCACGACGCCGCUGCUCCUUUUCAGGAAAGGGAGGCCGAGCUCGGGAAGGGGCUGGCGGGCAAAGAGCUUCUUUGCCGGGAGCAGCCAGCCUGGUGAGGCGGACCCUCCCGUCACGACACGUGUCCUUAGUGAUGCUGACAAUAAGCUGGGCUAACUUGGGUCAGAGCUGCUGAAGAGAGCGUGCUUGUGACCGUGGAAGGGCUCCUCUCAGUCCCCAAAGGACAGAAUGGUAGAAGAACUGGAUCAUGUGGAUGGAGACCUGUACAGAAUGAUCAACUAUUCGCCUGAUGUAGCUGUUUUACCAGAAGAAGGGAAAUAUGCUGAAGUAUAAAAUGCAUUAGCGAAUGUUCAUCCUCACAUGAGUGUCUAUAAGGAGGAGGAUAUCCCAAGUAGACUGCAUUACCAACACAGCUGUAGAAUUCAACCCAUUUUAGCAGUUACUGAUGAAGGAUGGGAAAUCUUGAUUUUAUCACUGUAUACAUAUGAAUGUCAAAAGAUGGCAGUAAAUGAGAAUUUGUUUCUUCUUUUUCUAGUGAGUAACCAUGGAUGCGACAAUGUGCUACCAGAUAUGCAGCCUAUCUUCUUAGCCCAUGGGCCUGCCUUUAGAAAGAACCUCACCAAGCAAGCUAUGAAUUUCACAGUAUAUCCCCUUUUGUGUCAUCCAUUGGAUAUUACUCCACUGCCCAACAACAGGUCGCUUGACAAUGUGAAGGAUCAACAUAUAAACUAUCAGCAAGAAUCAUAUGCCUGUUUUAUUGGAGUUUUUCUUGGCAGCAUACCUGUCUUUGUCUUUCCUCUGUUGUUCAUAAAACAUUUAACUCAGUCACAUGCCAGGUCUGUGGGUACAAAAUGCUGAAAUACCUGAGCCAUUGCUUCAGACUUAAUGCUUUCUUAAAAUAAAGGCACUGUUCAUAGGAAGCCUUCUUAGAAAUUGUGUAUGUGUAUGAACAAGAGCAAUACCAUGUGAAAUCUCCUGUUCAACUAGGAUAGACAAAAACUUUUAUAGAGAAACAUGGAAGGCUAAGUCACUGGAAAUCUGAGAAGGAAAUAAUCUUAAAUACAC